Molecule: messenger RNA, 1872 nt
Organism: Mauremys reevesii (Reeves's turtle)
Lineage: Eukaryota; Metazoa; Chordata; Testudines; Geoemydidae
Gene: ALKBH2
Product: alkB homolog 2, alpha-ketoglutarate dependent dioxygenase
Exons: 3
Coding region: 581-1360 (259 amino acids)
Biological process (GO): DNA repair
Source: RefSeq, a predicted model, not a curated record
AGUGAUUUCAGGCUGAGAGUGGUUCCUAGUCAUUUAUAAAUGCUUCUAAGAAGAUCCAGUAGGUGGUGCCCGGGGACCUUGCUGCAAGGCUUACAGAGCAAAACAAUCCGCUUGGGUGGGAGAGCUGAGCAAGGGUGGAACAUUUGGCUCGGUGUCUCAGACAGGAAGUGGUGGGAGGGAAGUAGCUAUUGCUGCUGGAAACGAGGCCUGCCGGAGCUGUUUCUGUGGCCUAGAUCCCUUUAGUGAGCUGACAGCCAGGCCAGCUUCAGUGGAGUCCUAAGUUAUCUGUCUGGCCCUAGGAGCAUUGGCCAGACUCUGAGGAUGACCCUGGAAUGACUGAGUGCGUUGGAGCCGGUACUCCGUUCCACAGAGGUGCAGCGAUCCCCCAUCUGUUAGGAGUCAUAUUAAGGUAGUUUUAAGUCUCUGUUACUUGGGAACAAGGAUUUUACAGGUGUGUUUCAACGAAGCAUUUAAAAUUUCCCAGGCCACUGUAGUUCCAUGCAGCCCAGAAUCUAACGAGUGAAAUCCCAUCAGGCCUUUUAGUUGCAGGCUAAUGACUGUUUCUUAGGGGCAGCCAGGAAUGGAUAAGUUCUUGGUCAAAAGGCCUUCCUCAGGCAAGAACAAACAAGAACCCUUGGAGAUGAAGGGAGGAGAGCUGGAUUGUAUGAGAGAUGGGGGAGAGAAGAAAAGGCCCCGGUCAGAAAUGCCAGGUGCAGAUGAGUCCUUUGUGCAUUCUCCGUGGAGGCAAAUCCGGGCUGAGGGUCUGAACUGCGAUUACAAGAUCCUGUUCCGCAAAACUGAGGCUGACAAGAUUUUCCAGGAGCUGGAAAAGGAAGUGGAGUAUUUUGAAGGUGAUCUUACCAAAGUGCAAGUGUUUGGCAAAUGGCACAGCAUCCCAAGGAAGCAGGUGACAUAUGGAGAUCCUGAGUUAACAUACACUUACUCAGGUGUUACCUUUCCUCCUAAGCUAUGGAUUCCAGUUCUCAACCGUAUCAGAGAGCGCAUCACCCUGGCCACUGGACACACUUUUAAUUUUGUUCUUAUUAACAGAUAUAAAGAUGGCUGUGAUCACAUAGGCGAACAUCGAGAUGAUGAGACAGAAUUGGUUCCACGGAGUCCCAUUGCGUCAGUGUCCUUUGGAGCCUGCAGGGACUUUUUCUUCAGGCAUGGUGCUUCCCGAGGGAAAAACGCCUCAUGCCACAUUGAGCCAGUCAAGCUGCAGCUGGCCCAUGGCAGUUUACUAAUGAUGAACUACCCCACCAAUGUGUACUGGUAUCACAGCUUGCCCACCCGCAAAAAGGUGCUAGCCCCAAGAAUCAACCUGACAUUUCGGAAAGUGAUGGCUUUACCAAAAAAAUGAAGUUAUUUAACAACCUAACAUCUAGCUUUAACAUCCCCUUUUACCUCUGAAAAUGAGAACUUUCUUUCCAUGUCAUAAGUCAAUUUCUCUUUCAAACACAGCCUUUUCCUUUGCACAUAUAGCAAGAGAUAGAAACCUAGCUGUGCUGCAAGCUAUGUCACGAGUGUAUUUAAAUUCGGAAAGCAAACAGGGAAUAACAUGCAGUUGUUUAGAUACAAAUACGGUAACCAUUUGAUCUUGGAUGUCAAGAUUAUUUUCCUACAGCCAAGCACUACUGUAGCCUGAUGGUAUAUUUUUCUACUGCUAUUCUCCUUGGUUCAGAAGGAGGUUUAUUGUUAAAUCCAUGGUAGUCCUAUCAGUGAGUAUGCCUUGUUUUUUGUUUUGAAGUCUCAAGUGUAUACAGCUGUCUACUAAAUACUAACGUUCCAUAGAAUGUAAUAAUUCAGAAAGUCUGAAAUGUUCUCUACAAAUGAGUCGUAUAUUUUUUUAAAUAAAACAAGAGUCUUCUACAA